UAUAUAGAACGUCUCUAAUGUUUGGAUCAUCCUAUACUUUUUUGUUUUUCUUUUAUGAAGAGUCGGAAGUUGGUGUGGGCACACCCAAAACAUAAUAACUGAUCGGGAAAUUGGCACUCGAUCAUAAUGGCACAUAAUCGUGAUCAAGUAACGGAAGCCUUUGAGCUGUUUGACAGUGAUGGUGAUGGCUACCUUUUAGUCAGUGAAGUUGCUUCAGCCAUUAGAGCACUUGGACACAUACUUACGGAUGCUGAUGUGAAAAAUUUGCUUUCAAAAUCAGGAAUAGAUCCUAGUAGAGGAAGUCGUGUUGACAUCAAUAAGUUCCGACAAAUGCACGGCUCCCUCCCACCUCAGAACUACACCAGGCAGUUGGAAGAGGCAUUUAAAACAGUGGACAAAGAUGGCAGUGGCUAUGUGAUGGCCACAGAGUUGAAACAUUUGCUGACCAACAUGGGAGAUAAGCUGUCCAAUGAUGACUUCACCACACUGUUAGAGGAACUUGACAUUGACAGUAAUGGUCGGAUACAGUUCAAAGAAUUUGUAAGACUUCUGACUGCACGUUGAUCUCAUUCAAGUCUACUUUUUUGUAUCACAAAAAUGUGUAAAUUAUGCAAUUGUAUAUUUACCUAUUUUAAUGAAUUCAUAACACAUAUCAUUUCUAUCACUGCUAUUAUUUAGUGAGGCUGUAUACAACUGAACUUGCAAUAUAAAAUAUUGUGACUUUUGAAUGCUAUUUUAAACAUGUGACAUUUUACAAGUUCAACUUUAUUGAGUUUAGACUUACAUUUUCCAUUAUUUCCAACUAUUCAUUUACUGGAAACCAAUCAUUAGUUUAUGUUGGCUGCUGUAAAAAUCUUUAAGUCUUGUUUAAAGGACUUUAUAUUGUCAUGAAAUGAAUCAGCCUUGAUGUUUUUAUGCAACUGUUUUUGAUUGUCUUUUAAUUUCCAAUGAUUUAUAUUAAAAAGGUUUUACCAGCAA
Messenger RNA from Biomphalaria glabrata, 978 nucleotides. RefSeq names its product calmodulin-beta-like. The transcript is spliced from 4 exons. Lineage: Eukaryota; Metazoa; Mollusca; Gastropoda; Planorbidae. Bases 127 to 564 code for a protein of 145 amino acids. Gene Ontology annotation, cellular component: myosin II complex. Gene Ontology annotation, molecular function: calcium ion binding. The record is from RefSeq and is a predicted model, not a curated record.